Molecule: messenger RNA, 2022 nt
Organism: Lagopus leucura (white-tailed ptarmigan)
Lineage: Eukaryota; Metazoa; Chordata; Aves; Galliformes; Phasianidae
Gene: TMEM255B
Product: transmembrane protein 255B
Exons: 10
Coding region: 376-1479 (367 amino acids)
Source: RefSeq, a predicted model, not a curated record
UUUUAUUUUUCUAAGUCCUUUUAUAUUUGUUUCCCUGCGUGUAUUGUGUUUAGUUAGAAGGAAUGAGAAGAACUAUGUCUUGUCAAAUAAGGAGGCCAGGUUCAAACCAGGUCCUGAAUGCAUUGGUCAGAUUAAAGGCUGUCUGUUUGAGUGAGUGUGGGAAGAAUCACAUUUCAGUCUUCUACUGAAGAAGAAUAGAGCCUUGCUCUGGUGCCCUGAAGGAACCCAUCAUCACUACCAGCACAGUUCUCUGACUUAUAACUUGAUUUCUAUUCUAGGGAUAAGGAAGAUUACUGAAGUCUUUCACACUAGCAGAGAAUUCAUCUCUGACAAAGAGUUCCUGACUGACUGCUCAGGAGAUGUGAAGAGGGUUGAAUGGACUUGGAGAAGCCAGCCUCUUUUCCACAUAUACUUUUCUGGCAAUUUGCAAAAAGGAAGAAGACUUCACUUUGGUUCACAGUCUCUCUACUGGUGGUGUCCAUUUUCAUACUGACCAUAGGUCUGGCAGCUACAACAAGAACAGAAAAUGUUACUGUGGGAGGCUACUACCCAGGCAUCAUUCUUGGCUUUGGAUCUUUCCUAGGGAUUGUUGGCAUCCACCUGGUAGAGAACAGAAGACAAAUGUUAGUAGCCUCCAUCGUGUUUAUCAGCUUUGGCGUGGUAGCAGCAUUCUGUUGUGCAAUAGUUGAUGGAGUGUUUGCAGCACGGCAUAUAUGCUUUCCAGGGAGAGUAUGGACUAGAGAGUCAUCACAGCGGAGCAUGAAGGCACAAGAUCAUCCCACUGGCGUGACAAGAAGGCAUUUUGCAGUCCUAGAAGUAGUUCUGCAUCUGGUUAAGUCAGAACCUAGACCUUUGUAUAACAGAAGAUGCCAGUUUUAUUCAAGUGGAGUAGGAUUCCUAUAUGAUGCCUACCAAACAGAGGUGACAUGUUACACCUUAAACACCAAGUGCCAGCUGAAAGUAAAGAGUAACACGUGCUAUUGCUGUGACCUGUACAACUGUGAGAACUCAGAGCAGUCCUCCAGCUACUAUGAAUUUCUUGGUGUGAGCAGCUGUCAGGAUGUGGUUCACCUGUAUAGGCUGCUGUGGUCCUCCACAGUCCUGAACAUCAUCGGGUUGUUUCUGGGGAUCAUCACAGCAGCCAUUCUUGGAGCAUUUAAAGACAUGGUACCUAUGUCCCAAAUUGCUUUCAGUGCUGCACCACCUCCUCAGAUCCUGUACAACCCUACCCAGCAGAUCCUGACGUAUGCUGGAUUUUGUCCUUCUGCAGCAACAAUUUCUACAUAUCCAUCCUACCCGUUGCCCCUUCAGCCUGCCAGCAAUUUUCCAGGAACAUCAUCUACUGACAUUUCUUUAUCAGAAGAUACUCAGCCUCCCUCUCAGUCCAGCUCCAGCUACGGUCUUCCCCCCAAUGCUCCGCCCCUCUAUGCACCGACUUACUUCUUGCCUGGAGAAAAGCCUCCACCAUAUGCACCAUAGGACCAAGUAUUUAUUUGAGGUAGUUAGCAGGUAUUGUUUUUAAGAAACCUUUGGAAGCCCUGUGCUGUGCAGGCACUAGACUUUCCAAGGAACCCACUACAGAGUGUGUUACAGACACUCUGCUUUUAGGCACAUCUCACUAAGCAGAGCAGAAACCUGGAAAUGUCAGGGCAGGCUCAUUCCCAGUGGGGUGACAGGUCACCACCCAGUCUGCCUGAGGUCAAAUGCAGUACUGCUUUCUACUUACCAUGAGUUUUUUCCUUCUCCCUAUACUGCAGAAUGGUUUUCUUCCAGAGGAGAAUUGAAGAAAACACUCUGCAUACGUACUCUGCUUUCAUAAACCAAUAUAGAAGGGUUUUAGUCUGUGUUGUCUGAAUGAGUAUUCUGGAGCCCUACGAGUCAAUUGCUUUGGGUAGAAAGAGCCUAGGUGUUUGUUUGCUUGUGGUAUUUAUUUAAGAACCCUCUUUGGUGAAAGUAUUGUACCAAUAAAAAAAGUGUGUCAAUUAUUUUCCAAUAAAAUUGACUGUGUAUAUUUAUGCUGUA